Molecule: messenger RNA, 297 nt
Organism: Penicillium lagena
Lineage: Eukaryota; Fungi; Ascomycota; Eurotiomycetes; Eurotiales; Aspergillaceae
Exons: 1
Coding region: 1-297 (98 amino acids)
Source: RefSeq, a predicted model, not a curated record
AUGGUCACCGGACAGGCCGUCGUCCUCUAUUCACGGCUCAACCUCGUCGUACAUAGCCCCAAAGUCCUGCACCAUAUGCUAGUUAUGAUCGUGUUCAAUGCGAUUUGCUUGCACAUUCCCACCACUCUCCUGACUUAUGACUCUAACUCCAGUACCAAAACCGCCUACAUCAACGGCUAUGGGGUCAUGAAGCGCAUCCAGCUAAUCGAUUUCUCCCUGCAGGAGUUCAUAAUCUCAGGGCUAUACAUUCUUAAGACGGUCGAGAUGUUCCACUUGGACAUGGAGACAUACGACUAA